AGAAAGGAUAUGGAUGGAGUUGAAAUGUAGUUUGUGUAGAUAACACAGCAACGGGUCUUUUUCUUCCAUGGAAUCCCCAUCUCUAUGUAUUCAAAGCUCACAAUUCAAAACAAGGCUCUUCUUUCAAACUCGGUCUCUUAGGUUUCACUUCACAACUUACCUAAAUUCUCAAACAAGAAGGAAAAACUUUACCAUCCUUUCAGUUCUGUUGAUCUUAUUAUUCAGUUGAAGCAGGCAAACUACUUUAUCAGCAUCAUUUUGGGGUAAAAUAUGGGUUCCUUCUGUUGAUUAAUUUCUGCAGUUUUCAUCUUGUAUUCCAAACGGGUAAAGCUUGGAUUCUUACAUCAUUUUCACAAUCAUGUGUUUGUCUUGGGAACACUAGUGUUUUGUUCGUUCCCUUUGGGUUUUCUAUUGGUUAGUUUAUUAAAUUUCUGGAAUUGAGAGUUUCAAUCUUAGCUUGCAUAUUGUUUCCAGCUUUAUGAGGGAUUGGCAAACUAUUGUAUUAAUAAUAAUUCAAGAAGAUUCAGUUCUUUAAUUGAUUAUUGAUUGUGCUGAAUUGCUCAAGUUGUGUGGCCAAUGAUAUUUUCGCUUUCAGAAUUGGAUUCAUGGGAAUUGUUCUUUCGAGGUUUUCAAUGUCGAAAAUGGAAAGUCAAGUUUUGUGCUAUUGAACUUGGUAGUUUCUGAAAUGGAUUCGUUUAAGCUGCUUCCAUCUUAGCUUGCAUAUUGUUUUUCAGUUUUAUGAGGAAUUGGUAUAAUAUUGUAUGAUUCAAGAAGAUUCCAUCCUAUAAUUAAUUAUUAUGCUGAUGUUUGAGUUGUAAGGCCAAUGUAUGUUCUCUUUUUCAAACUUGGAUUGAUGGAAGUUGUAGAUGUCGAUAAUCGAAAUAAGGACUUAGUUUUUGUGUUGUAGAACUCGGUAGUUACAGAAAUGGAUUCAUGGCUUGUUGCAACAGCUGCUGGUUAUUUUGCUGAAUAUUGGCAAAAUCUUUUGAGUGAUAGGACUCGCUUUCCUGAGCUAAGAACUCAAGGGACUGAAACCAGGAACGGUCCCUUGUCUUCGACAAAGGGACUCCAGCAAGAUGUUUCUUCAGAUGGAAGAGAGUUUUCAACUAGGAAAGUAUCAGAUUCUUAUAGACAUUAUGUGGUUUCAGCUGCACAAGUGGAUUCCGAUAGCGGAUUCGAUAGUGAAAUGGUGGGAAGUUCAGGACAUCACAUGGAUCACAAUUUAGUUUCUCAAUCAAGAGAAGAUCAAUGUAGAAAGGGGCCUAGAAGUGACACUAUGAGGAAAAGAAGCACACUUGAAACUAGAUAUUCAUAUGGUCAUUUACUUAAACCUUUUAGUUCCUUAGAUAGUUGCAUAAUGGCUCACCUAUAUAUGGAACAUGUUAAUAUGGAAGAAUACAUACUUACUUUCCCUCCAUCAUCACCGACUGCAAUAUCGAGACCAUUGAUUGUAACUGAUGGAAGCCAAAUAAUCAGCAGAGCAAGUGGCAGUUUUCCCAAUGGAUCAAAUCGAACCGCAGAGAGUAAGUUGCAUAAUCUAGCCACUUUUGAAACGAGUGGAAAUGUUUUCGGGAUUCCUCCGUUGCCAAAAGUCAAGUCUUCAGAUCUCCGCAAGAAGUUGAAAUUUAAGAGAGGAAACCGGUAUAGUGGAAGACAAAGCAUUCCUUGCAAAAUGGAUACUGCAAACCGGUUUCAUUCACAAAAGGGUCCGGAUGAUGGAGCGUUUCUGUUUUCUCUCGGUAUUUUUAUGGGCAUAGUAUCUUCUUGUAUCAGAAAUCGAAGGGAAGUGUUGAAAUUGAGAGGGUUGUUAAAGCAUACAGAGAAUGUAGUUCAAGAUCUUCAUGAUGAGCUCGAGAUGAAAGAUCCGGUGACAGUGAAGGAGAUAGCUAAUGAGAAGUACGAAUCAGGGGAGACGUAUGAUGAUUCCUUUCAUGACAGGGUAUCAUCUUCCGUGGAACAGAAUUUCAAUAAUUCCAAACGAUGUUAUGGUGGAGAAUCAUAUUAUGAUAAGGUAGGGGAAAGUUCAGAGUCAAUGAGUCAAAUCGAAGCUGAGCUCGAAGCUGAACUCGAGAGGUUGGGUCUAAACAUGAACGUAUCUAACCUGGAGGGAAGAUUGUCUGAUCUUGAUGAGCUUGACCCGGAUUUUGCCGAACGUGAAUUGAGAUCCGAUAUGAUCAAUGCGCAGGCUCUUGUCAAAUCUGUUUCAAAUGAAGAUAGCCGUGACACUUCUACUACUCAUUCCAGAAAUUAUGCAGUCUCACCGCAAGAGUUGAGCAUGCGUCUACAUGAAGUUAUUCAAUCGAAGCUCGAAGAACGUAUAGAAGAACUUGAGAUGGCCCUCAGGAACAGCCAGAAGAAGGUGAAACUAAUGGAAUGGCAGUAUAAGAUUUCACGAAAGAUCUCUAACAGUAAACUGAAAUAUUCAUCCAACCCUGAGAGUCCAUUAGCAAAUGAAGAAAUCGAUUGCCAGUCUGGUCCUCUGGUUAUGCAACUAUCAGGGGAAGCUCUAGAUGCAUACAUUGAAGCUCGUGAAGAGCUGUUGAAGACGGACGAGUCAGAAGAAGAUGAUGAUGAUGAUGGACUACCUGAUAUUUAUCGAAAUAAGCAUCAAGGCGAGCUGCAUAAGUAUGAUCGAAUUCAAAACAUGUCUUGGGGCAGUCAAGACAGCAUGUAUCCGAAGAACACAUCGGAGGAGGUCGUAUAUGGUGGAGGACGAACAUUGGAAGAUCAACACUUAAGAGUGCAUGAAUUAGUGGGUGUGAGUGAAGAUGAAUGUAGUGACGGUGAUGAUGAAAUGGAGAAGCAACUGAUAGAGAAGAUUGUGGAGAAAACUAGGAAAGGGUCUGAUGCACUAGUCAAUGCAGAGAGGAUAUUGUUUUCCAUGGAUGGAAUCUAAGUUUCCUUGUUUGUAUCAAUCUCCGUACACGGUGAUGCAUAUUGGGAUUAUAGUAUAGAAAAGGAUAAAAAUUUAAAUACAGUUGGAAUAUACCUGUAAUGAACAAAGUGAUUGUGUUGGAAAUACAUUAAUAACUAAUUUUCCCA
Molecule: messenger RNA, 3042 nt
Organism: Gossypium raimondii (Peruvian cotton)
Lineage: Eukaryota; Viridiplantae; Streptophyta; Magnoliopsida; Malvales; Malvaceae
Exons: 3
Coding region: 926-2896 (656 amino acids)
Biological process (GO): asymmetric cell division
Source: RefSeq, a predicted model, not a curated record